Messenger RNA from Sciurus carolinensis (gray squirrel), 1112 nucleotides. Its product is annotated as prostaglandin-E(2) 9-reductase-like. The transcript is spliced from 10 exons. NCBI's taxonomy places the organism in Eukaryota, Metazoa, Chordata, Mammalia, Rodentia, Sciuridae. Bases 45 to 1016 code for a protein of 323 amino acids. Gene Ontology annotation, biological process: daunorubicin metabolic process; progesterone metabolic process; doxorubicin metabolic process. The record is from RefSeq and is a predicted model, not a curated record. Gene Ontology annotation, cellular component: cytosol. Gene Ontology annotation, molecular function: androsterone dehydrogenase [NAD(P)+] activity; bile acid binding; ketosteroid monooxygenase activity.
GCAGAAGAAGGAGCAGAACCUGCUUAGAUUGAGGAGAGACAGCAAUGAAUUCCAAACAUCAGUAUGUGGAGCUCAGUGAUGGCCACUUCAUUCCUCCAAUGGGCUUAGGCACCUACAAACUUCAAGAGGUUCCUAAUAGUAAGGUAACAGAGGCCACCAAAAUAGCUAUAGAAGCUGGUUUCCGCCAUAUUGAUUGUGCUUAUGUAUACCAAGUAGAAGAGGAGGUAGGAUUGGCUAUUAGAAGCAAGAUUGCGGAUGGCACUGUGAAGAGAGAAGAUAUAUUCUAUACUUCAAAGCUAUGGUCAACUUUUCAUCAACCAGAUCUGGUCCAGUCUUGUUUAGAAAGAUCACUGGAAAAACUUUGCUUUAACUAUGUUGAUCUCUACCUUAUUCAUUUACCAAUGGCAAUGAAGACAGGGGAAGAGCUUUAUCCAAUAGAUGAAAAUGGAAGAAUUAUAUAUGACUCAGCAGAUCUCUGUGCCAUAUGGGAGGCCAUGGAGCAGUGUAAGGAUGUAGGAUUGGCCAAGUCCAUCGGGGUGUCCAACUUUAACAGCAGGCAGCUGGAGAUGAUCCUGAAUAAACCAGGCCUCAGGUAUAAGCCUGUGUGCAACCAGGUAGAAUGCCAUGUUUAUCACAAUCAGAGGAAACUGCUGGACUUCUGUAAAUCAAAAGGCAUUGUUCUGGUUGCCUAUGGUGCUCUUGGGACUCAAAGAUACCAAGAGUUUGUUGAUCAGAGUGCCCCAGUUCUCUUGGAUGAUCCAGUUCUUGGUGCCUUGGCAAUAAAACACAAGCAAUCUCCAGCCCUGAUUGCCUUGCGCUACCAGUUGCAGCGUGGGGUUGUGGUCCUGGUCAAGAGUUUCAAUGAGAAACGGAUCAAAGAGAACAUUCAGGUUUUUGAUUUUGAGCUGACUGCAGAGGACAUGAAAGACCUAGAUGGCCUGAACAGAAAUUUUCGAUAUCUUCCAAUGAUGCUUGCUGCUGACCAUCCAAAUUAUCCUUUUGCUGAUGAAUAUUGAUAUGGACACCUUCGUCAUAUCUUCUACUAGUGUCUCCCACCUUGACAGAAAUGUGUGAGAUGACUAAGGUACUGAUGAUUGGAUGCAUCACUUCUG